AUCUAUGUUGAUCGCCAGCUGUGGAAUCGUCAAAUUUAUCCACCCAUCAAUGUUUUGCCAUCUUUGAGCCGUCUCAUGAAAACUGCUAUAGGUCGGAGACGAAGCUCUUACUCACGAAGAUUGGUUGUAUUUGGAGUUUUUGAAAAAAUUUGAAAAACAAUUCGCUUCGCAAGUAAUGUGCCUACCUGGCCUUCUUAUCUUCGUUUGGCCUUGCAUAGAAUUUCGCUCUACUUUUUUUGCGAUCUUGCGUCCUGA
Messenger RNA from Haemonchus placei, 255 nucleotides. The record is from the annotation of a GenBank genome assembly. NCBI's taxonomy places the organism in Eukaryota, Metazoa, Nematoda, Chromadorea, Rhabditida, Trichostrongylidae.